AUGGCGUUAGCUUUGUGGUCCUGUCUCGCGUUGGCUCUGCUACCUAGUUUGGCAGCCUCCAGCUUUCCAAGAAGUCCCUUCCGGCUACUUGGGAAACGGAGCCUCCCGGAAGGGGUGGUUGAUGACAUUGAGAUCUACAGUACUACGAUCAGUUGCAAGGUGACCUCUCGCUUUGCUCACAAUGUUGUCACCACAAGGGCUGUGAACCGUGCAGAUAAAGCCAAAGAAGUUUCCUUUGAUGUGGAGCUGCCCAAGACAGCCUUUAUCACCAAUUUCACCUUGACCAUUGAUGGUGUCACCUACCCUGGGAAUGUCAAGGAGAAGGAAGCAGCCAAGAAGCAGUAUGAAAAGGCUGUGUCCCAGGGAAAGACUGCUGGUUUGGUGAAGGCCUCAGGGAGGAAGCUGGAGAAAUUCACGGUCUCCGUUAAUGUGGCAGCAGGCAGCAAAGUCACCUUUGAGCUAACCUAUGAGGAGCUGCUGAAGAGGCACAAGGGCAAGUACGAGAUGUUCCUCAAGAUCCAGCCCAAGCAACUAGUCAAGCACUUUGAGAUUGAUGCACACAUCUUUGAACCUCAGGGUAUUAGCACGCUGGAUGCCACGGCCUCGUUCAUCACCAAUGACCUCCUGGGCAGUGCCCUCACCAAGUCUUUCUCAGGGAAAAAGGGCCAUGUAUCCUUCAAACCCAGCUUAGACCAACAACGCUCAUGCCCAUCUUGUACAGAUUCCCUUCUCAAUGGAGAUUUCACCAUCACCUAUGAUGUGAACAGAGAGUCUCCAGCCAAUGUGCAGGUGGUCAAUGGCUACUUCGUGCACUUCUUUGCUCCUGAAGGCCUUCCAGUGGUGCCAAAGAAUGUGGUCUUUGUGAUUGAUGUCAGUGGCUCCAUGUAUGGUCGAAAAUUAACACAGACCAAGGAUGCCCUUCUCAAAAUCUUAGAGGAUAUGAGAGAGGAAGACUUCUUGAAUUUCAUCCUGUUCAGUGGAGAUGUGACCACUUGGAAAGACCACUUAAUCCAAGCCACUCCAGAGAACCUGAAGGAGGCCAAGACAUUUGUGAAGAACAUUCAUGACCAGGGAAUGACCAACAUCAAUGAUGGACUGCUGAGAGGUAUCAGUAUGCUGAACACAGGCCAGGAAGAACACCUUGUCCCUGAGCGGAGCACCUCCAUUCUCAUCAUGUUGACUGAUGGUGAUGCUAACGUCGGAGAGAGCAGACCUGAAAAGAUCCAGGAGAAUGUACGGAAUGCUAUUGGAGGCAAAUUCCCCUUGUAUAACCUGGGCUUUGGCAACAACUUGAACUAUAAUUUCCUGGAGAGGAUGGCCCUGGAGAACCGUGGACUUGCUCGGCAUAUUUAUGAAGACUCUGAUGCUCACUUGCAGUUGCAGGGCUUCUAUGAUGAGGUGGCUAACCCGCUGCUGACAGGCGUGGAGGUGGAAUAUCCUGAGAAUGCCAUACUGGACCUCACCCAGAACAGUUACCAUCACUUCUAUGACGGCUCUGAAAUCGUGGUAGCUGGACGUCUGGUGGAUGAGAAUAUUAACAGCUUUAAGGCAGAUGUGAAGGGCCAUGGGGCUAUCAAUGACCUGACCUUCACAGAGGAGGUGGAUAUGAAGGAGAUGGAGGAGGCCUUGAAGGAACAAGACUACAUUUUUGGGAACUACAUCGAAAGGCUCUGGGCCUAUCUCACCAUUGAGCAGCUACUGGAGAAAAGCAAGAAGGCCCAUGGUGAUGAGAAGGAGAACCUCACAGCUCAGGCCCUGGAACUGUCUCUCAAGUACCACUUUGUGACUCCACUGACAUCGAUGGUGGUGACCAAGCCUGAGGACAAUGAGGAUCAGACAGCCAUUGCAGACAAGCCUGGGGAAGGUACAGAAGUUAAGCUGCAGAGAGAGGCCAACUGGGCAUUGUGGGAGAACUAUGGAACAGAACUAAGGGGGGGUUCCCAGAAAGACUACAGAAUGGAUGCCAGUGUUGGUACCAAGGUUAUGUGCUGGUUUGUCCACAACAAUGGGGAAGGAUUGAUUGAUGGUGUCCACACUGACUAUAUUGUCCCCAGUCUGUUCUAA
Dipodomys ordii (Ord's kangaroo rat) is the source of this 2064-nucleotide messenger RNA. It is a transcript of the gene Itih3, whose product is annotated as inter-alpha-trypsin inhibitor heavy chain 3. The record is from RefSeq and is a predicted model, not a curated record. The coding region runs from base 1 to 2064 and encodes 687 amino acids. The transcript is spliced from 16 exons. NCBI's taxonomy places the organism in Eukaryota, Metazoa, Chordata, Mammalia, Rodentia, Heteromyidae.